AUGGUCCCCAUCAUCGUGGCAGAGAUGGUAGAGCCUGCUAGAUACGCUAAAUAUAAUGCGAUAAUCUCUCUUGCUAUUGCAUUUAGCUUUCUGCUGGGGCCAUUGCUUGGUGGUGCCAUUUCUGAUGGUACCACCUGGCGCUGGAUCUUUUGGAUCAACCUCCCUGUGGGGUUCAUCGGAUUGCUUCUGGUCCUUUUUGCCAUGCCAGCUGAGUUUCCUGCGCAUUCCGAGAAUGGCAGUAAAUUUACGCUCUCAAUCAGUCCAACUAAGCGAGAUGUCCCUACCCGUGGCUCUAUCGACUAUCCGGGCUUCGUUAUACUUCUGGCUGCGUCUAUAAUGCUGAUUGUGGCUAUCGAGGAAGCUGGAAUCUCCUUCUCAUGGUCUUCAGCUCUGGUGAUUGCCUUCUUGGUUGUAAACGCGCUAUUAUCCGGUGUCCCAAUGGUGACCCUUGUGCUUGAAUUACCACUUCGCUUUAUGAGCGUGAAUGGUCGUUCUGGCCUUACCGCCGGUAUCGAUAUCUUACCAUUUACACUUAUGAUUGCAUUUGGAUCUGCUUUAAGUGGCGGUCUCACCGCAAAAGGUCGCGUUCCACCCUUCGUGGUCUUACUUUUUGCUACUACUCUACAGGUCCUCGGGGUUGGUCUUCUUUUCUCAGUCCCCAUUGACACAACAAUCCCUGCGCGCAUUUAUGGAUAUGAAAUCCUUGCUGGUCUGGGCACUGGCCUCAGUCUUACUACCCUCUUGAGCGUUACACCUUUUCUAGUGAAAAGACACGCUUUAGCCGUUGCUCUGGGUGGAGUUACCCAAUUGCGAGUCCUGGGAGGUGCAAUCGGAGUCUCUGCCGCAACAAAUCUUCUGAACAACACUGCUAGAGAGAAACUAGCAAUAUAUUUGCCUACCGAGGAAUUAGCUCGUAUUUUGAGAGAUAUCUCGUCGGUUAAAACGCUAUCGUUGGCAGAUCAGUCGAUAAUACAUGCUGCCUUUGCAGCGGGCUAUCAUAAACAGCUCGCGAUGAUCCUGGGAUUUUGUGCAGCUGAGUACAUCGCGUUAGUGCUGAUGUGGGAGUGGCCAAUGCGUCGGUUAGCCUAG
Penicillium longicatenatum is the source of this 1089-nucleotide messenger RNA. RefSeq lists its product as uncharacterized. Gene Ontology annotation, molecular function: transmembrane transporter activity. Lineage: Eukaryota; Fungi; Ascomycota; Eurotiomycetes; Eurotiales; Aspergillaceae. Gene Ontology annotation, biological process: transmembrane transport. The record is from RefSeq and is a predicted model, not a curated record. Bases 1 to 1089 code for a protein of 362 amino acids. The transcript is spliced from 3 exons.